AUGAGCGAUAAAGGAGAUAGAGCUUCUUAGAAAGGGAAACAGCAGGAUUCCAAUAAUGGUAUAGUACCAUAACAAUUUAGAAUUAUGAACAUUAUAAAUAGUGGUUCAUUUGGAACAGUUUUUCAGGCAAUCGAGAAGAAUCUUAAAAUGGAAGUAGCAGUCAAGGUGUUAAAAAAUCCAGAUAAAGAUACAUUAAUGAUGUUGGAAGAUGAAAUUCGUAUUUUGAAGGACUUAUCUAAUAUUGAAGGAGUGCCAAAAAUUAUUAGUUAUGGAAACAAUUCAAGUUAUUAGUAUGUCGCAAUGACUCUUUUGGAUAAAGAUUUAGGAUUCUACUUUGCAUUUUGCCAGAAAAGAUUCAGUGUAAAAACAGUUCUUAUGCUCUCAAUCGACUUACUUACUAUAAUGGAGCAAAUUCACGACGCUGGGUACAUUCAUCGUGAUCUUAAGCCUGAAAAUAUGAUGAUGGGAAAAGGAAAGGAUGAGCGACUUUACGUUGUGGAUUUUGGAAUGUCGAAGGCGUACAUAAAUAUGUAAACGAAGGAACAUAUUGAGCCAAAGGCUUUGAGAUAAUUUGUAGGAACAUAUAGGUAUUGUGCGAUCACUGCUCAUCACGGCAACGAGCAGAGUAGAAAAGACGAUCUUGAAUCUUUAGGCUAUAUUUUAAUUUAUUUCGCAAAAGGGAAAUUGCCUUGGUAGGGAAUAAAUUCAACUCGUAAAGAAUAUGUAUAAAAUAUGAAACAAACAAUUAAAUUAGAAGAGCUUACUAAAGGCCUGCCUUCUAUCUUUCUCGAAUAUAUGAAAUAUGUAAAAUCUUUGGGUUUUAAGGAUAGGCCCGAUUAUAAGAACCUAAUUACUUAGUUCAAAAACACGAUGAAGUUUCUCAACUAUCAGCAAGAUGGAAUGUUUGAUUGGAAAAUAUAAAAAAUGCGCAGGAAUUAACAAAAAAAUAGAAAUAAUACAGUUAUAAUUUAAAACUCUGCUGGAGGCUUUAGAGAAGGAGGAGGAAGAUAACAAGAUACAGUCUUGGCAUAGAGAUAAGGUUCGGUAAACGCAGGAGGCGGUGCAGCAUAACAAAACUUACUUCAUAAAACAGCAUCUCAUAAUGUGAUAAACUUUGGCAAUAACCCAAAUAGAAGAGGUGAUAGAUUCGGAACAAUGAUAAGCCAUUAAACAAUGAUGACAAAUGGUGGCAUACUCCAGACUCAAGGAUCUUUUAGUAGAAGUGGUUCUAAAAAACCUUCUUUGAUGAGGAAUAAUACAAGAGCAAAAACUAAAAAAUCUACAUUUUUCACCACAAAGCAAUUUACAAUAGAGGAAAAAGAGUCUGUAGAUGCUUAUUCUAGCAAAUUUUAACUUGAUGCAUAUGGUGAUGAUUUAAGUUUAGAAGAUAAAAUAAUGAAAUUGAAUCACAAUACAACACAGCCUAAGUUUUUCAAUUUUUUACGUUCAAGGAUAUAAGCAAAAUGA
This is a messenger RNA of Tetrahymena thermophila SB210, 1467 nucleotides long. Its product is annotated as protein kinase. Gene Ontology annotation, cellular component: cytoplasm; nucleus. The record is from RefSeq and is a predicted model, not a curated record. The transcript is spliced from 4 exons. Gene Ontology annotation, molecular function: protein serine/threonine kinase activity; ATP binding. Gene Ontology annotation, biological process: signal transduction; endocytosis; peptidyl-serine phosphorylation. Lineage: Eukaryota; Ciliophora; Oligohymenophorea; Hymenostomatida; Tetrahymenidae.